UCCGGUGGUCCAUGUAUCCCAGAGUAAGCCUGUCUCCAGUUCUCCACUCUCUUCCCCUGACCCUACCCCUCCUAGAAUUCUGGAUAACGGUGACCCAGUUUGGACCGUCAAGGAGAUCCUUGGGGUCCGUCGGCAAGGUAGGGGCCUGGUAUUUUUGGUACAUUGGGAGGGUUAUGGUCCAGAGGAUAGAUCCUGGGUGUCGGCCUCCUACCUUGCUGACCCCACCCUUCUGGAGGACUUCUAUCAGGUCAACCCUGGAGCUCUCCGGCGCUCGUCGAGAGCCUCGCAUAAGAGGGGGGGCACUGUUACGGCGCUCGCGCAGUCUGCUUCUCCCUCCUCGGCAGGAGCUCCUCGAAGCUACGCUGCAAGCACCGCAGGACACGCCCCCGCACGCGCCACGCAGACCGCGGCCACGCGCCUCCACAGCCGGCGGCAAUCAUCAGUCAACGCACCUGGUCUUGACGAGAAGCAGCAGCAUAAAGGCUCACUCCACUGACUACUCCACGCCGGAACAAAGCCCUGAUUCAUACCUCCGUGUCUCCGCAGUGAGCCGUGCGCCUCACCUGCCGAUCUUCCCCCUGGACUCUGACUGCCUUCCUCGACCUCCGCACUCGGACCUGGACUUCUGGACGCCUCUCUCCUGCCCCCACGGACCUCGCUCGGAUCACGAACCUCUUUUGCUUCGCCCCUCUGGACUUCUUUGCUGCAACAACCAACACACACUUACAAUAACCUCUGGUAACUUAUAUUUGGUUAACUUCUACACAUAGCCCUGCAUCCACACACAUAGUAGCAUACACACCCGACGUAAUCAUCAAGCUCAAAUAAAACCCGUUGAGCUAGACCUCCUGCUGUCGUACCGUCUCCUUCCCCCUUCGUCUUACGUAACAGUACCGGUACCAAAAUGUAUUUUGAUACUUUUCUAAAAAAAAGGGUACCACAAAAAAUUGCAUUAUUAGCUUUAUUUGAACAAAACAUCUUAGUGUACAUGAAACAUAUGUUUAUUAUUGUCAUU
Messenger RNA from Entelurus aequoreus (snake pipefish), 1015 nucleotides. RefSeq lists its product as uncharacterized. The coding region runs from base 12 to 770 and encodes 252 amino acids. The record is from RefSeq and is a predicted model, not a curated record. The transcript is spliced from 2 exons. Lineage: Eukaryota; Metazoa; Chordata; Actinopteri; Syngnathiformes; Syngnathidae.